GAAAACAUAUCGGAUUGCAUUCCUUUAAUUUAACAGCCGCGAAAGCCUUAGGUGGUACGCGGUUCCCAAGUUGAAGUUUCUGGCUAUUUAAGAUCCAGAUCUAAAUUCGCAAAUGCAUUGCAGCCUAAAGCUGGAAAGAAGCUUGUCUGGUCCUCUGAUCCUCUGACUUCCUGAAAAAGAGCUGCACCAAACUUGCGCAAAGAAAUAAAAGGUGUCUUUUAUGAAUAAUCAAAAGCAGCAAAAGCCCACGCUAUCAGGCCAGCGUUUCAAAACUAGGAAAAGAGAUGAGAAAGAGAGAUUUGACCCUUCCCAGUUUCAAGAGUCUAUUAUUCAAGGUUUAAAUCAGACUGGUGGUGACUUGGACGCAGUAACAAAGUUCCUUGAUGCUUCAGGAGCAAAACUUGAUUACCGACGGUAUGCAGAGACAUUAUUUGACAUCUUGGUGGCUGGUGGAAUGUUGGCCCCAGGUGGAACUUUGGCAGAUGACGUGACACGAACUGAUGUCUGUGUGUUUGCAGCACAAGAAGACUUAGAAACCAUGCAAGGAUUUGCGCAGGUUUUUAACAAGUUGAUCAGGCGGUACAAAUACCUGGAAAAGGGUUUUGAGGAGGAAAUCAAAAAGUUGCUGCUUUUUUUGAAGGGGUUUUCUGAAUCUGAGAGGACCAAGCUGGCAAUGAUUACUGGCAUUCUUUUGGCCAAUGGAACCCUGUCUGCUAAUAUUUUAAGCAGUCUGUUUAAUGAGAACUUGGUCAAGGAAGGGGUGUCGGCUGCAUUUGCUGUUAAGUUAUUCAAAUCUUGGAUUAAUGAGAAGGAUAUCAAUGCAGUAGCUGGUAGUCUCCGAAAAGUCAGUAUGGACAACAGGUUACUGGAGUUGUUUCCUGCCAACAAACAAAGUGUUGAACACUUUGAGAAGUACUUCACUGAUGCAGGCUUGAAGGAGCUGUCCGAGUAUGUUCGCAACCAGGUGUGCAUCGGUGCUCGGAAAGAGUUGCAGAAAGAGAUUCAGGAACAGGUGUUGCGUGGGGAGCCGUUCAAAGAUAUAAUUUUUUAUGUAAAAGAGGAAAUGAAGAAAAGCAACAUCUCUGAGCAAAUGGUUAUCACUAUCUUGUGGUCUAGUGUGAUGAGCACAGUAGAGUGGAACAAGAAAGAAGAGCUGGUGACAGAGCAGGCUAUUAAACACUUAAAGCAAAACAGCCCUCUGCUUGCUGCCUUUACAUCUCGGGGGCAGUCUGAACUGACACUGUUGGUGAAAAUUCAGGAGUAUUGCUAUGACAACAUUCAUUUCAUGAAAGCUUUCCAGAAGAUAGUGGUGCUGUUGUAUAAAGCUGAAGUGCUAAGUGAAGAAGCGAUCCUAAAAUGGUACAAAGAUGGCCAUCUUGCAAAAGGAAAGAGUGUUUUUAUUGAACAAAUGAAGAAAUUUGUAGAAUGGCUGAAGAAUGCUGAAGAAGAAUCUGAAUCUGAUGAAGAGGAAGAGGCUGAAGCAGAUGAGGAAAGUUGAGUUGAUCAUUUUUAUAUCUUCAAAACAUCAGAGUGUAUACGUAAGGGAGCUGCACACCGUCUGAGUACAUUCCAGGAGUCGUAGAAUGAACCUUCCAUGUCAAUGAAAUUACAUUCUACCUCCUCCUGUAUUUUCUACUGUAAUAAAAUUAAGGGCUUUUCAAAAUGGAACAGUUCGCUUCUGUUUUUCUACAGUGACUGCACAUCAUGUCACAUUUUAAAGGAAUGGCCACAGGAGAUCUGGAAUGGCACAUUUCGUGUUAUGUUUUUCAUAGGUGUUGCAUUCUACCUCCUGUAUUUUCUACUGUAACUGAACUUAAUUUAAGAACUUCAGGAGAUUUCAACUUUUUUCUAUACGUACAAUAAAGGUUACACUAGUGGUG
Messenger RNA from Protopterus annectens (West African lungfish), 1880 nucleotides. It is a transcript of the gene BZW1, whose product is annotated as basic leucine zipper and W2 domains 1. Bases 221 to 1498 code for a protein of 425 amino acids. The record is from RefSeq and is a predicted model, not a curated record. The transcript has 13 exons. Gene Ontology annotation, molecular function: protein binding. Gene Ontology annotation, cellular component: membrane; cytoplasm. NCBI's taxonomy places the organism in Eukaryota, Metazoa, Chordata, Ceratodontiformes, Protopteridae.